CAACAAUACCGGUAACACUGGGAGGGACACAUUAAGUGACUUGAGAAGAACAGGGUUGUCAAUUUUUCUUCUCGCCUUUUUUUUUAAAAAAAAUUAAUUUCAUUCCUUUUUCGCCGCUCUUCCUCUUUUAACCCCUUCUAGCUCUUUUGCUCUUUUGCUCUUUUCUUUCUUUCCUUCGUUCUUUCCUUUCAAACAAACGGAAGGGCAAGAGGUUUUUACCUUGCCAGAAUAUUUUUACUUGGUCAUGACGGGGUUGUAUCGAGCUUCGUCUCAUAUCACACCAGACGCGAUUCACUUUACAACAACGUCAUCAGCCUCAACAGCGCAAACAUCCGCCGGGAUUCAGAGCUUCGACAGCAACGCUGGCCUUCUCGGCGGUAAUGCUCCUUUUGAUCACCCACCUCUGACUACAUUUUUUGUUGUGCCAGAAGGCGGAAACAUGACAACUGGGACAAAACCAUCAAGGGUUCGUAGAAAGAGUGCUCCGGGGGCAGAGACUGUAAAACAUCGCCGCACUAGGUCAGGAUGUUUUACAUGCAGAACACGUCGCGUCAAGUGCGACGAGACGCAUCCUAUUUGUGAACGAUGUCAAAAAGGUGGAAGGGAAUGCACUUAUCCCGAGGUGGUUCCAUCCAAAUCUACGUCGGGGCAGAAGAAUAGACGGGAAAAACCACCUGUUUCGAGGGAAGGGAGUUCGUCCCUUGACGAAUUGGAGGAAGAGGAUGGAUUUGACGAUUACCAGGACGAUGAUAGACCGACUCCUAUAGAAGGGCCAAGGUUAAGGACGUCCGCGAGUCAAGGAUACUUGAGGGGAACCCAACGUCGCGAGUCGUGGCCAUCUUCGUUCGAUCACGGUCGACGCGGCAAGCCUCGGAAAACGGGCUCCUCCGUAGACCCUAGCCCCUCGCCGGGGAAUGACAAUUCGUAUUAUCCUGACUCUUCGGAGCCUGCUUCUCCGGCUACAUCUCUUCGGAGGACGACUUCCCAUGCAAGUCUUCUAACCACCGUAGAAUGGGCGCAUCUUCCCCACGAUAUUGCGUUUUACCUGAACUAUCAUCGACAAAUGCUUACAUGCCACCACUACCUCCUUAAAUCCGACAAUAGUAAUUUUUUUAAAACGACCCUUCUGGAACUUGCUGUGAACAAUGAAGCCCUUCUUUAUGCUGUUGCAGCAUUUUCCUCUUUUCAUUACAGUGUACAUCACAAAACCGGGGUGUUUCAGACGUUCUUGGAAUAUUACAACAAAUCCGUUGGGCUUCUCAGGGUCUCCUUGGAUGAGGAACACACAAUGUCAACCAUCGUCACCAUCCUUCAAUUGGCUAGCUUUGAGGAAUAUCUUGGGGAUUGGAUGAAUCUUAUGGAGCAUCGAAACGCAGCAACGAAAAUCUUAACAGCAUUAUGGACCCCAGAGACCAUGUCCGAGACGCCUCAACGACGAAUGGUAUUUAAUUGGUUUGCUCAUUUUGAUGUAUUGGUUGCCAUGAUGGCAGGACACCGGACCACUGUGGACAGCCAAUGGACCGAUUUCAACAGGCAAGCCGUUCAUAGGGAGACCGAAGUAGACCCAGAUAGCAUCAGCCUCAAAGUUGAGAAUGCAUCCUGCGAGUUUAGAGACCUCGCUAUGGAUAUCUCGAUAUUGACUGCCAAACGGUCUCAAGGGCUUAUAAUCAUGGAGGAUUUUCUAAUAGAGUCUGCCAGGCUAUUACAGGCAUGCAAAUCCUGGUUUGAGUCGCUGGAUCCGGCGAUCGUGAGUGGAGCUGAGAAAGUUUCAAGGAAGGUCAGCACUAUUGCGGAGGACGAUUGUCCUUUUGAGCCUGCGGCUAUCUACAAAGGGAAUAAAUGGGCGGUUAAUUUCCUCGUGUGCGACUAUUACGGCUUGAUUAUUAUGCUUAAACACCAAAUUGCUCUCACAAACGGUACAGGACCAGAGGUGUCCUUGCAGGAUUUGGCCAUAAAGAUUUGCAAUGUGUUGGCUGCUGUUGAGGUGUAUCCAGAUGCUCCUUCCGGUGCACUGUUGUCAGCCCAGGCCCCACUGGGUCUUUCGGCUCUUUGGAUCCCCAACAACAAACGAUAUAGGAGAUGGAUUCAGAAGCAAUUGGCCAAGAUCGAGCAGAUGGGGUAUGCGAUAUUCGGUGUUUCCAAUGUGGUCUCGGUUGCUAACGGCGGAUUUAAUAGUUUUGUUUACCCACUCGCCUUCCGUAAUAGAAUGUCGGAAAUCUGGAACGACCCCCAGCUGAAGCACACCUGGAUAACCAACAACACCGAGACGGCCAUCGGUAUGUCCAUCCGGCAGUUAGUUGACAUGCGAGACGCGGAGUUUCCUAAGGACUCCGCCAGGCACGAUAUUAAGGAGAUGAGAGCCUUGCUCACGGAGAUGCGAUUAGAUUCUAAAGGCUCUGGUUCACUGCCGACUCCGGAUUCUGAAGCCUCCCCCGUUAGUAGCUCUGAUAUCAUUGCGACUGGCGGAGAUGACCAAUCUUUUCACCCUGCAGUUCAGGGUACUGAGCGCCAAUGGCCUUGA
Tuber melanosporum (Perigord truffle) is the source of this 2521-nucleotide messenger RNA. RefSeq lists its product as uncharacterized. Bases 245 to 2521 code for a protein of 758 amino acids. The transcript has 4 exons. Lineage: Eukaryota; Fungi; Ascomycota; Pezizomycetes; Pezizales; Tuberaceae. Gene Ontology annotation, biological process: positive regulation of transcription by RNA polymerase II. The record is from RefSeq and is a predicted model, not a curated record. Gene Ontology annotation, cellular component: nucleus. Gene Ontology annotation, molecular function: DNA-binding transcription factor activity, RNA polymerase II-specific; transcription cis-regulatory region binding; zinc ion binding.